Molecule: messenger RNA, 980 nt
Organism: Mytilus trossulus (common blue mussel)
Lineage: Eukaryota; Metazoa; Mollusca; Bivalvia; Mytilida; Mytilidae
Product: vitamin K-dependent protein C-like
Exons: 7
Coding region: 74-901 (275 amino acids)
Biological process (GO): proteolysis
Molecular function (GO): serine-type endopeptidase activity
Source: RefSeq, a predicted model, not a curated record
CUCUCCGUGUGACUUGUGAUAAUAAAGAUAAGGCACCGGUCUUAUUCAGGUACAUAAUCGAACCAUUAACAGGAUGAGGCCGCUAGCACUAAUUAUUUUAGGAUUUACUUUGGUAAAUGGACAAGGUUGCGGUAAUCAGACGUAUACACCUCACACAUAUCCACUGCCGAGCUCACGGAUAGUAGGUGGCAGGGAAGCAGUACCUCACAGCUGGCCAUGGCAGGUAGAUUUACGAUUCCGUAAUAAUCCUCUGACGUGUGGUGGUUCAUUGAUAAGAGCACAGUCUGGCCGUCUGUUUGUAGUCACUGGUGCUCAGUGUGUUGAUGGGUCAGUUGCGGCAGAUUGGAAAGUUGAUGUGGGAGUCCACUCUAGAUCAGCAUUGGAACCAGAACAGAAAACAUAUGAUGUUAGAGAGUUCAUAGUUCAUCAGAAUUACAGUCCAUAUUAUCUAGAAAAUGACAUAGCUAUCGUGAAACUGUCUCAGCCAAUUGCCGAAGGAAAUACCGUCUAUCCAAUUUGUGUUACUUCAUUGCCAAGCAGUGAUUUCUGGGGACAAGACUGUGUUGUCACUGGAUGGGGUGCAACUGUUGAAGGUGGAGAACCUUCAGAUAGACUAAAAGAAGUUUACAAACCAGUUUUAACUGAUGCACAGUGUUUAACAAAUGUAGGCGGAGCCUAUAAUGCUACAAGCAUGAUGUGUGCUGGUUACCUUGCUGGCGGCGAAGGAGCGUGCGCAGGUGAUAAUGGUGGACCUUUAUCUUGUAAAAACAGCCGAGGAGAAUGGGAUUUGGUUGGAAUUGUAAGCUGGGGAUUUGGAUGUGCUAGAGAAGGAUUUCCGGCUGUUUAUGCAAAUGUACAUAAAUUUCUUGACUGGUUAAAUAAUGAAACAACAGACGUAUAAAAUAUUCCAAGUGAUAUGAACAUUUAAAUUCUUGUACAGUGUAUAAGUAUAUAAAAUUUAUAAUGAUUAAACGAGAAUG